Molecule: messenger RNA, 297 nt
Organism: Eimeria tenella
Lineage: Eukaryota; Apicomplexa; Conoidasida; Eucoccidiorida; Eimeriidae
Exons: 2
Coding region: 1-297 (98 amino acids)
Source: RefSeq, a predicted model, not a curated record
AUGGCCGGCUGUGACAUGGUCGUGAUGCGAAUGCAGAACGUGAGUGAGGAACUUGGGGAAUUGUGGGACGCAGAUGCGCCACAGUCCAUGAACGCGGAUGUGCAGGGAACGCGAAAGACAGGACACUUCGAGUACGCUUGCGGCCAAUGGCGCGCGUCAGGGGGACCAGCGGGUGCCUUCGUUGUAAGUGUAGGAGGUUCCGGCUCUGGGUUGGGUUCCUGUGGCGCAGGGGAAGGCGCAGACUGCGUGCUGUGUCGUCGAGGGCGGCGCGGGCGAACUCCAGCGAGCUCGCGAUAG